AUCCUGGUCGCUGUGUGUAAAGUUGCGGCGCUGCGGUCGACGUCCAGUGUCUUGUCAGUCACAGACACACCAUCAUUGUAAGUCUCCAUCACCAGAGUCAACGAGCAUCAUGAGGUACAGGGUGGUCACUACUUACCUCAUGUACCUGCUGUUGGUGCCAAGCCUGGCUCAACAGUUAACAGCUCGUGUGGUCGGUGGUACAGCGGAGGCGGGACGUCUGGAAAUCUUUUACAAUGGAGCUUGGAACACAGUGUGUGAUAGAGAUUUUGGACAGGAAGAAGCUUUGGUAGCCUGCAGGAUGUUAGGAUUCAACAGCACAACAGCAGUAGCCGUGGGGUCAGUCAAGUACGGAGCAGGCUCUGGUCCUAUUCUGUUCAGUGACCUGCGGUGUGUGGGGAACGAAACCAGCCUGGCGCAGUGUAAAUACUCGGGGCACUACACACACAACUGUUACCACUCGCAGGAUGUCGGCGUUAUGUGCAACAUUACUCAAGAGUUCAGAGCUCGUGUGGUCGGUGGCACAGCGGAGGCGGGACGUCUGGAAAUCUUUUACGACGGAACUUGGAACACAGUGUGUUAUCACGGUUUUGGAGAGGAAGAAGCUUUGGUAGCCUGCAGAAUGUUAGGAUUCAACAGUACAACAGCAGUAUACGUGUGGUCAGCCAAGUACGGAGCAGGCUCUGGUCCUAUUCUGUUCAGUAACCUGCGGUGUGUGGGGAACGAAACCAGCCUGGCGCAGUGUCAACACCUAGGGCUGUACAUACACAACUGUGAACACUCGUCCGAUGUCGGCGUCAUGUGCAAUUUUACUCAAGAGUUCAGAGCUCGUGUGGUCGGUGGCACAGCGGAGGCGGGACGUCUGGAAAUCUUUCACGGUGGAACUUGGAACACAGUGUGUAAUUUCGGUUUUGGACAGGAAGAAGCUUUGGUAGCCUGCAGAAUGUUAGGAUUCAACAGUACAACAGCAGUAUACGUGCGGUCAGACAAGUACGGAGCAGGCUCUGGUCCUAUUCUGUUCCAAAACCUGUAUUGUGUGGGGAACGAAACCAGCCUGGCGCAGUGUCAACACUGGGGGCUCUACAUACACAACUGUGACCACUCGUACGAUGUCGGCGUCAUGUGCAACUUUACUCAAGAGUUCAGAGCUCGUGUGGUCGGUGGCACAGCGGAGGCGGGACGUCUGGAAAUCUUUCACGAUGGAACUUGGAACACAGUGUGUGAUGACGGUUUUGGACAGGAAGAAGCUUUGGUAGCCUGCAGGAUGUUAGGAUUUGACAGCACAACAGCAGUAGCCGUGGGGUCAGACAAGUACGGAGCAGGCUCUGGUCCUAUUUUGUUCCAAAACCUGUAUUGUGUGGGGAACGAAACCAGCCUGGCGCAGUGUCAACACUCGGGGCUCUACAUACACAGCUGUGACCACUCGUACGAUGUCGGCGUCAUGUGCAACUUUAUGUAAUGUUAUAGGCUCUUCUGUAUGGGGACAAUGGGAGACCUGGUCAGCUUGCAGCGCCACCUGCGGAGACGGGUCAAGGUCACGGCGGCGCCCGUGCAGCCG
Pomacea canaliculata is the source of this 1555-nucleotide messenger RNA. Its product is annotated as deleted in malignant brain tumors 1 protein-like. Lineage: Eukaryota; Metazoa; Mollusca; Gastropoda; Architaenioglossa; Ampullariidae. The record is from RefSeq and is a predicted model, not a curated record. The coding region runs from base 110 to 1456 and encodes 448 amino acids. The transcript has 10 exons. Gene Ontology annotation, cellular component: membrane.